This is a messenger RNA of Racocetra persica, 452 nucleotides long. The record is from the annotation of a GenBank genome assembly. NCBI's taxonomy places the organism in Eukaryota, Fungi, Glomeromycota, Glomeromycetes, Diversisporales, Gigasporaceae.
GAACACCACUAUCAACUUUGGGUUAUCACCCAGGGGAAUAUUUAUCACCCGAUAUAAAUUUCGAAAACGAGGAUGACGAACAACUUGAUGCGACUCAUAACCCACAAGAAUCAGAUGAAGGAUUAUGGUUAUUGUGGAAGUCUUCAAGUAUUACUUCCAAAAAUAACUCAGCAUCAAAUCAAUGGAACCUUCCCAUAUUAACUCGAAACAGGAACAUGAAUGCUGUUACCACUGAAUUAUCAAAUGGUGAAUACGAGAUGCAUCAUGAUGAUGAGAAUGACAGCGUUCUUGAUGAAGUGUUACUGAAUAAUGGAAGAAGAAAGAGCGAAGAUUAUUAUUUACGAAUGAAUGGUGCCUUUGGUGGAAUUUCAUUAUUUUCCUAUUGUUUGCCUGUUUUUACUUUGAUGCAUAAUUGGUGGUGUUGUAGCUUAUUAGGACUAGAUGAUGAUUAA